AUGCCGAUGAUGUCUGUCUCUCCUUUGCUACUAUUAAUUUAUUGUCUACUGCUGGUACUGCCUGGUACAGCCUCGGCAGCAUUGAAGUCCGAUGAGAAAUCAGAAAAGAACGAAUGUCCACGCGGUUGGACUCGCUACGAUCGCUCUCGGUCUUGCUUCAUGGUACUGCCUCAACGACUUCGAUGGUCUGAGGCGGAGCGGGCAUGUGCAAAAUCGGGUGGGCGACUCGCCUCGAUCACGGAUGAAUACGAAAAUGCUUUUGUUUUCAAUUUGGCUAAGAAGGCGAACCUCACUACUCCGACUGUGUGGUUAGGACGUUUGGUGCGUCUGGCUCGUACUGGCGCCUACGAAUGGCACGAUGGCGCCAUUGGACGUCAGGCAGACGGCUUCAGAGGUGGUCAGCGAUUCGCGUCUUGUAUAAGAUUCCGUGCAGCGGCAACCAUGAACAUAGCAAGAGAACUUGGGUUGAAGAAGUUACAAGUGCAUUCAGAACCGCCGUCUGGUACAGAGCUUUGCCUGACAAUGUGGCUUGAUUUCGAUCGCCCUGAGGGAUCAUGGAACGAAUGGGAUUGUGGAUAUGCAAGCGGUUAUUCGGCUCUUUGCAAGAAAAGCCUAAGGAAGCCAGCGUUCCCGAUUUCUGGUAAGUUCCUUAGCACAAGUAUUAGUGUGGAGAUCACCAUGAUAUUGUCUUCUUCGUUAUCUAAAGAGAUGCAUCCAGCUUUCUCAGCCUUCAUUAUUGACAUAUUGAUCAUUUGCUGUUUAUUUGGUUUCAUCUCGAGUGUCAUACCAGAUUCCAAUUCUCUAUACGCAGCCCAGCCUCCAAGUGAGCCAUCCACUAGCCACGUCUCGCAACGUUGCUGUGUACAUCCCGGAUGUGGACAACGGUGUUCUUCGAACGAGCGGUGUAUUCCCGAUGACCUGGUCAGUGAUUCUUUCACCUUCAAUUGUAGGAGAAUCAGUAAAUGA
Molecule: messenger RNA, 966 nt
Organism: Haemonchus placei
Lineage: Eukaryota; Metazoa; Nematoda; Chromadorea; Rhabditida; Trichostrongylidae
Source: the annotation of a GenBank genome assembly